Bacidia gigantensis is the source of this 720-nucleotide messenger RNA. RefSeq lists its product as uncharacterized. Lineage: Eukaryota; Fungi; Ascomycota; Lecanoromycetes; Lecanorales; Ramalinaceae. The coding region runs from base 1 to 720 and encodes 239 amino acids. The record is from RefSeq and is a predicted model, not a curated record. The transcript has 2 exons.
AUGCAGACAGGAUAUUUAAUAGCUCUCGCGCAACUGAUAGUUAUCAUUAAGACUUUUGACGCACGACCAGAGAUGAGCGGAUUCGAGCUGUGCCAGGCAAAAGGCUGCCUAAACAUCGCCGCUGGUCCAUUCGAAGUCAAAGAGCCGAAUAUUCCAACCGUCGAGGUGGUCUUUUGUGAGUCACACCUUGCCAAAGCACAAGACGUACGACGUGAGCGACGAGAAAGAAACCGGGCGACCAAGACCGUAAGACGAAUCAAGAGGUAUGAAGAACAAUCUUCUCCACUAAAUGAGAUUAUUGAAGAUAGUGAGAGGCAUUGCUGUUGUCAUAUGGAUCCAGCCAGCGGAUACUGCCCCCAAGUCUUCGACACUGAAGAAAAUUUGGAAAAGCAUAGGAUGGAAUCGGGGCACCCUAAGGGUACCUCAAAAGUCAUGGAAGAAUGGUUGAAGUCGAAGCAGGGGAGGACGGUUUCGUCACCAGGCGGUGCUCAAAGCACGAUUGAUCUGGAAGUGUCAGAAGCUUUUAUGCGCGAUCCUGUCAACUAUAAAGGAGAAAUUGACUCAGAUCAUUGGAAUGAAAUAUUCCAGGAUGACGUUCAACCAGAUUUGGAAUUCGAUGUGAAGAGCCAGGGACGAGGAGUUGAGGGAAAUAGAAGGGCGGUGGACGGAAUAGGGGGAGGCCGCGCCCUCCUUCCUUCAGAGAUUGAUUUGCUGCUUUGA